Drosophila busckii is the source of this 1094-nucleotide messenger RNA. RefSeq names its product gastrula zinc finger protein XlCGF8.2DB. Bases 42 to 1016 code for a protein of 324 amino acids. Lineage: Eukaryota; Metazoa; Arthropoda; Insecta; Diptera; Drosophilidae. The record is from RefSeq and is a predicted model, not a curated record. The transcript has 2 exons.
ACACAAAUAAUUUAAGCAGCGCUGUUUUUGGAAGUCUAAACAUGCCCGUAAACGAGCUGGGAGACAGAAUAGUUUACGUCUGCAGUCUGUGCCUGCGCCAAUAUGAUCUACUGGAAGACCUAAGAGGUCACUUUAUGUGCUAUCAUGGCCAUAGUCAUGUGGACAUAUCAACAUCAGAGCCAAAACCAAAGCCGCGUAAAAUCGAUACAAUUUGCGAAGCGGAUUCUACAUUGAUGCUACCUCCUUCACCGCCUCCACCUCCACAGCUCCAGCCCAUGCCUUUCAAAGAAUUUCGUAUUGUGUUGCGUGCUAAUAUGAGAGUGGCUUGUACAGAGGGUAACGCAACUUGCAUCUUUAAAUUUAAGGACGACAAAAAGUUGGAGCUGCAUGUCAAGUGCCAUAAGGGAGCCGGCUUUGCUUGCAGUGAAUGCGGACUUGACUUUUCGACCUGGCGUCGCUGCUCGGCACAUCUAUGGAAGGCACAUCAAAUUGAUGUUGAUUUGCUAAAAUGCCCCUGCGUCGGUUGCGACUACAAGGCGCCAGUGUCGGCUCUCGUGUGGAGACACAUGCGUGUACAUUCGAAUUGGCGUGCCAGAGUCCUUAGACAUGACUUGCUACGACGACGCGCACAAAAGGCGCAACUGGCGGCUGCUGCAGCUGCAGCGGCGGCGGUGACAUCUUCCAGUGAAGAGCCAUCACAGUCAGCGACACCGAAGAAAAAGACCAAAUACUACGCAGAGAAAACUUGUGAGACUUGCAAUCGCAAGUUUGUAAACGGAAAGACCCUCUCCAAGCAUAUCAAAACAGUGCACAACAAGAUAAAGCCGUUUAUCUGUAAUGUCUGUGGCAAGAAGACAGCACGUAAGGCGAGCCUGAUUAUCCACAUGCGUCAGCACACAGGAGAGAAGCCAUUAACUUGUGAACAAUGCAAGUUCUCCACACGUGAUCCGAGUUCACUCUUCAAGCAUCGCCAGCGCCAUAAUAUCCAAGCUGCUGCUUCAGCUAAAACAGCUUAAAAUCUUCCCGAGUAAUCUUAUCUGUGUUGGUAGCUUGGAAUUUAAAUGUUCAUUUAUUGAGUUUUUCAUUUAAUUUUA